Messenger RNA from Phytomonas sp. Hart1, 1661 nucleotides. Lineage: Eukaryota; Euglenozoa; Kinetoplastea; Trypanosomatida; Trypanosomatidae. The record is from the annotation of a GenBank genome assembly.
CUAGUACAGGAAAAAUGGAAAUUUCUAGGAUACCCUAAGUUCACUAUAUCGUUUAACCUCAUAUAAUAGUAAUACACGACAAAAUCCAUCUUUUAGGAGGGGUGGAAAUUGACAUAUUUUACGCGACUCGCGUGGUUUUCGAGGCUCUCAGCUUGACGAGGUUCAGCUUUAUCCUAAAAGAUGAAUUACAUUAAAUAAAUGUAAGGUUGAGAAGGAUGUCUAUAGCGAAGAACAUCUACUGUUGAGAGACUUUAGCACUCGGAGGUUUUUUCUAGAGUCUCUAAAUUCCAUGAAUAAGAGAGUAAAUUCGAAACUUUGAGGAGGUGGUUUAAUAAUACUAAUUAUUAUUAUUAUUAUUAUUACUAUAAAAGGUGCCUAUUGUGAAUGCACGGAAGUAUGAACACGAUGCGUAUAACUCCAGGAGACUUUCCGCAACAGGAAGAAUAACACCUGGGAGCGAAAGAAAUACAUACAUUUAUAUCCACAAAAACUAACAAUUUUCUGAAAAUUCAACUACAACAAUAAUAUUUCGAAUAGAAAUAGCAAGUAAAUUUGAUAAAUGAUCCUCAUUUACUCUUCUUUUUUAACCUAUUCCUUAUUAUGCAAGACGAGGGACCUUGCAUUAGGUAGCGUAUUUUCACUCCCUUCAAAUCCCGCCUUUUCAAGAAAGGACAACCCCAACGAAGGGAAAUAAAAUACUAAUACCCCCCAAAGGUAAAAUACCUACUAUAUUAGUCAUUAGUGAGCCCAUGUAUCACUUACAUAUUGUCGAUAACGUCGGGAGCGUCCUGGGCAGUCUCCUUUUUGCGCAUUUCACCCUGCGAUGUGGGAAUUUGCGCAAAUUUAUUUUACUGAGCGCGAGUGCGGUGCCGGUGCAUCUCGCGCGGUUUAACCUCCACAACAGUCGAGGGGACUCCAAUCUCUCCCUUCGCUAUUCGGGCGAGCCGGGCGAGGCGGAAAACUCCCCAAAUCAUUCCACCCUCGGCGUAGCGACUCUCGGCAAUCCGGUCCACACCAUCCUGGAAACUGAAAAUGAACCCGAUGAAAACAACAACGCGCGCGUAUUGCAAAUCGCCGCGGCAAUCCUUCGAGGCGAUUGGCCCCCUUCUGGGAGCAGUGAUAAAGAGGAUCGCGUUGUGGAAUCGCUUCCAUGGCUUUGUCCUUUGGAAAAGCGAAACAACGCAAUUCGGCGCUAUCCUUUCUUUCAAUCGCCUUUUGCUAAGGCGGAGCUGAGCUUAUCGCGUCUCCAUGGAGCGCGCCUACACGAAUUAGAGGCGCCGAAAGAUAUCGCGCCGUAUUUUCAUUUUAUUUUAGCCGUGCAACCCUCCACCUAUGAUUAUUUAUGUGAUUAUUACCGAGACCGACACUCUUCUCAUUCUUCUACAGGGUUUCCCCUCUCUCGUUCGGUGAUUUUCUGCGUUGGCGGUGGUAAUGAUGAUAUCACUCGAACCAUUUUCAUCGCACAAAAAUUUGUGGAAGGGCUCGUGGGGGCAGGGGGAGCGGUGGAGAACAGUAUCAACGCUGGAAGUGAUAGUGAAGACGAAGGUGAAUUAGAAGAAAAUGACAAGAACGAUUGCGAGGAAUGGGUUGAACGAGUUGACGGAACCUUACAAGCGCUUUCUUUUCAAUAUGGAGCCGAGAUUUUUUUAAUGAUUAUCUAA